GCCGUCUCCAACCGCCGCCUGGGCAGCGUCCGCGGCGCGCCCAAGUCAUCGCCUCCCGGGCGCCGGGCCCGCCUGUCAUCCCCUGGGUCCAACCGCGCAUCCGAGGCCCGCGAGGAGCUGCGGCGCCGCCUCCUGGGUCUCAUUGAGGGCAACCGAGUGAUGGUCUUCAGCAAGAGUUACUGCCCGCACAGCACGCGGGUCAAAGAACUCUUUUCUUCCUUGGGAGUUGAAUGUAAUGUCUUGGAACUUGAUCGAGUUGAUGAUGGGGCCGAUGUUCAAGAAGUACUGUCAGAGAUCACUAAUCAGAGAACCGUGCCCAAUAUUUUUGUGAAUAAAGUGCAUGUGGGUGGAUGUGACCAAACUUUCCAGGCACACCAGAGUGGCCUGUUACAGAAGCUCCUUCAGGAAGACGCGUCAUACGAUUUUGACCUCAUUGUCCUUGGCGGUGGUUCAGGUGGCCUCGCAUGUGCUCAGGAAGCUGCCAUUUUGGGAAAGAAAGUCAUGGUGUUGGACUUUGUGGUCCCGUCCCCUCAGGGCACCUCCUGGGGGCUUGGCGGUACUUGUGUAAAUGUGGGCUGUAUUCCUAAGAAACUGAUGCACCAGGCUGCCCUUCUGGGGCAGGCAUUAACUGACUCAAGGAAGUUUGGCUGGGAGUACAAUCAACAAGUGAAGCACAACUGGGAGACCAUGACAGAAGCGAUUCAAAACCACAUCGGCUCUCUAAAUUGGAGCUACAGGUUGUCUUUGAGGGAAAAGUCUGUGGUCUAUAUCAAUUCCUAUGGAGAAUUUGUCGAACAUCAUAAAAUAAAGGCAACCAAUAGAAAAGGACAGGAAACUUGUUAUACAGCUGCAAAAUUUGUCAUAGCAACAGGUGAAAGGCCACGGUACUUAGGAAUCCCAGGAGAUAAAGAAUACUGCAUUACUAGCGAUGACCUUUUUUCUCUGCCUUACUGCCCUGGCAAGACAUUAGUAGUGGGUGCAUCUUACGUUGCCCUGGAAUGUGCGGGGUUUCUCGCUGGCCUUGGCUUAGAUGUCACGAUUAUGGUGCGCUCAAUCCUUCUCCGUGGCUUUGAUCAAGAAAUGGCAGAGAAAGUGGGUUCCUACAUGGAACAAUAUGGUGUUAAGUUCAUAAGAAAAUUUGUGCCUGUGAUGGUUCAACAGUUGGAGAAAGGUUCACCUGGAAAGCUGAAAGUAGUGGCUAAAUCCACUGAGGGACCAGAAACUAUGGAAGGAUUAUACAACACAGUUUUGUUAGCAGUUGGUCGUGACUCCUGUACGAGGAAAAUAGGCUUGAAGAAGAUUGGUGUCAAAAUCAAUGAGCAGAGUGGCAAAAUACCAGUAAACGACAUGGAGCAGACCAACGUGCCCUAUGUUUACGCUAUUGGAGAUAUCCUGGAGGGUAAAAUCGAGCUCACUCCCGUUGCCAUACAGGCAGGCAAGCUGCUAGCUCGGAGACUUUUUGGGGGCUGUUUGGAAAAGUGUGAUUAUACUAGUGUUCCAACAACAGUGUUUACUCCUUUGGAAUAUGGCUGCUGUGGAUUAUCUGAAGAGAAAGCUAUUGAAAUGUAUCAAAAAGAGAAUCUAGAGAAUCGGGUGAUAGGAUUUCAUAUUCUUGGGCCCAGUGCCGGUGAAGUCACCCAGGGAUUUGCAGCUGCAAUGAAGUGUGGGCUCACAAAGCAGUUACUGGAUGACACCAUUGGAAUUCACCCCACCUGUGGUGAGAUACUCACCAGUUUGGAAAUCACGAAGGCAUCGGGACGCGACAUCACCCAGAAGGGCUGCUGAGGCUAGACCUGCUGCUGGCUGGUUCUCCUUGUCAUAUUCCCAUUUCUUUCACGAGCGCUUUCGGAUAAAGUGGGUCUGUGCUCCUGGCACCUGCUCUGUUUUGUGGGAACCAGUGUGGACCUUUCUUCACAGCACGAAGACGACGUGGACAAGGAGGCAGGACAGCAGCAGGCAUGUAGGCAUGUGCUCAGCAGGCUCGGUGGGCUGGAAGAGGCAGCGACACUGCCUCCUUGACGUCUGAGCUCGGAACCCCAUUGUGAGGUGAGCUAAGACUGAUGCUCUUCCAAAUCAGAUCUGAGCUUCUCUCUGAAAGACCUUUGAAUCGCACAGUUAAUCUAAGUAACUCUUCUGGUUGCUGGUGUUUUUAUCCCCUUGCUUUGUUGUUUCUGUGAAAAUAUACUGUCAGUUAGAAAUGGACUAUAAAACAGUCUUAGAGUGUGCAGGCCUGGAAUCCACACGUGGCUGCUGGUGAGAGGUGUUGUGGCAAUGCCUAGAGUAGCUGCUGCAGAGGACUGGGUGUGUGAGGAAGUCGCACAUGCUCUGUAGUCUACCGGCUGUUCCUCCUUUAAGUACGCGUUUGCCCACUGUCAGACACCCGCCUUGGCCACGCCCUGUCCCAGUUUCCCAUGGUGACGACCUUGGAGUCCCUUCUCUUAUCAGUGUGCCCCAAACUGAGCAGAUUGUCUCAUUUCAGAGAGAAAUGCUUGAAUUUCUUUUUCGUGUUGAUUCUAACAGUAAUAUUAAAAGUUUUCAAUACUGUAUUAUUUGGAAUUUCACUAAUUUGAAACUGUUUAAAAUGAUUCAGUCCACCGCUGUUUAAUUAUAGUCAAGUUCAGUAAAUGAACAGUUGAUAUUAUGAGAUUCCAGUUGAAUUUGUACCCCUGGCACAGUCUAAAAGGCCCUCGAAGUGGGAGGCCUAGCCAAGGUCCUUCUGGGAAACCUCUUGUUUCCUUGGGGAGCGCACCACAGAGCAGCCUGACCCAAGGCUCUCAGACAGCCACUGUGCUCCUGAGCAGCACACGAGCCAUCACCCAGUGCCAUAGGAUUGGAUGGUUCUGCGGUCAGAAUUUCGGACAUACCUUUUUAAAAGAAAAAUUUUAGCCAAUAAACAGUUGGUGAACACCUUCUGUAGAUGGGGCAUUUUGCUCCCCUCUCUGGAGGCAAGGAGUGGGGCACAGCUAGAGGUGGGUGGGAGACCCCAAGAUGACUGACAAAGGAUCCAGUUUUUUAAUUGCUAUGUUAUUGGGGAAAGUAAAAUACAAAUCUAACUCUCUGAAAAGUAAGGCAGGGUGUAUUAGUUGCUAUAACUGAGGUAGUAAGAGCACAGUGGGAAACAGAAAGAUACUAAUUUCCAUGGGAAUGGGGAUAGGGUUGGGAUAGCUGAUCUGAGUUUAGUGGAAGCAGUUAUAUCUGAACUGAAUCUUGAGGGACAAAUAGGAUUUCAGUGAUUUGAAACAAUAUGGAGAGGCUCUGAAUGAUGCUUUCAGAGGAUUCAACUAAAAUACUAGAUAAAAUAGUUUUUAAAAUCUCUUUUUGUUACCAUAUUGCUGAGCACCACAUGGACACACACAACCAAGGGUUUCCAGAAACCCUAAUGAAGUGAAACCAGGAACCGUGGAAGUCUUGAGAGCUUCCGUUUUUGUACUGAGCAUAGAGCGAAAACCUAAAGCCCAGGAUUGCCUGGGUGGAAUUUCAGGUCGGAAAACCUUUUUAUAAAACUGGGGCCUUAAUGAGCUGUACCCCCAGUAGAAGAGUGAGUGAAAAAUCCUCUGCCUUACAGAGAAAAGCAGUGAAGAAAUGUGCCUGUCUUCUCACUGGCAUUUGUGAACCCACCCAGAGGAUUUAUAGCUACUGUUCAGGUAACAGACCAUCAGGAAGGCUAAUUAUCUUCCCUUCAAAAAGAGGAGAGAAGGCUGAGAUCUGAACCUGUCUGUGAUUGGCUCCCUCACACACUCACCAGCGCUUCAUCUCUUUCCUUUUUUCUACUCUCCUGGGAUAAAGAUGUUUUUAAUUGUAAUAGAUAGAUUUUUACCUGGCAGAUAAAACUUGAAUACAUCUAAAACAUACAGAUGCAUACAGAUCAACAAGGAAAAACUGACAUCCUCUGUUAUAGUAAAGAUUUUAAUUGGCCUCAGUUAUUAGAUCAAAUACCAAAAAAAGGUCAUUAAAGGUACAUAUUUGAAUAGCUCAAUUAAGAAGCUCAAUUUAAUGAACUUAAGACUACAUCUAACAUGAAAAUGUACUCAUUUCAGGCAUAUAUGCAAUAUUCAUGAAAUUUACCUGUGCUAGGCCAUAAGGGCUGGGCUCAACAAAUUUCAAAAUCUGGUAUCAUCAUGUAAGGAUGCUGCAAAAGGACUUCAGCUGUGGGACUAACACUAAGAACCCGAACCUUCAGAUCCGUACAGUAUGAAGGAAAGUGGAGUACCAAGGUAGUGUGAGUGAGGGGUUAGGGGGAAAUCAAACUGCAGGAGCCAGGUUAGAGCCAGGAACCAGUCAGAAGAAGCUGGGAAUUAUGGAAAGAACCUAAACUUCGAAGAAUGAUAAGAUUUGGGAAUACCUGGUAUUAUGACUCAUGAGAAAUAUGUCAUAAUAAACUACUUAACUUUUCCUAGUCUGCAUUUAUUAAGUACAGACUAUAUUACCUGUUUCACAGAUUUAGAACAAUCAAAUACAUUUGUUGAGUUCCUGACACCUGGUGUAGGGUAUCUUGGCUUCUGUGAUGACAAGUCAGGGGCCUUUCUAAGGAAUGCUCCUGCAGACAUGGGGUAGGUGCCCAUGCAUAGGUGGGUAGGGGAAAUACCGGCAUACAGUGCUUUGGCAGAGUUCACUGUGGUAGGCAGCCUCCACAGCUCUGGAUGGUCACAUCCUUUUGUAGUCCCCUCCCACAUUGUACCUAGGUUGGUCUGUGUGACUAGUGGCAUAUGGCGGAAGUGAUGGUGAGUCGCUUCUAAGAUCAGGUCAUAAAAGGAUUGCAGCUUAAGUUUUCGUGACUCUUGUGCACUUUCUUGGACCAAUUGCCCUGGGAAAAGACAGCUGCCAUGUCAUGAGGGCUCUCAGGAAGCCCAUGGAGGGGCCCAGCUGGUGAGGAAGUGAAGUCUCCAGCCAACAGCAAGAAACUGAGGUCUGCCAGCAUCCAUGUGAUUGAGCUUGAAGUGAAUACUUUCCUAGGCAAGGCUUCCUAUUCCAGCAGCUUGGCUGCAAUCUCUUGAGAGACUUUGGGCUAGGUCAGUCAGCUCAGCCACUGUCAGAGUCUGAACCCUCAGGACCUGUGACAUAAUAAAACAUUUCAUUUUUCAAGCUGCUGAGUUUUGGAGUAAUUUGUUACAUAGCAGUAUAUAACUAAUAUGUCCACCAAGGAAGUUAAAGUAAGUAAAAAUUUGAUCAGUUAAUUAAAAUAUAUUGGGGAACUUUUUCCCUAGGGCAGACAAAAUAAAUCUCAUGUGGAUUUGAGAUUGUAUUAAAAAGGGAUUGGAGUUCAGUCAGACUUACCACUGAUUUACCUUUUCAUGGCAGACAAAGAAACCUCUAAGCAGGAAAGCUUGAGGUCCUCACUAAAGUGCCAAGUCAGUGAUUUGGGGCUAUGGUGGGUCUCUGUUCAACUUCCUGGGAGCAUCAGUGAUUUCCAAAGCUCACAUAAAAGAUUACUAGGAAAACCUGUUGUAGAAAUUCUGUAAUAAAUAAGAUAAAUAAAAGAAUAAUAAAACCUGUAAAAAUACAAUUUCAAAAACCUGUAAAUAAAAAUUCAUUUUACAA
Manis pentadactyla (Chinese pangolin) is the source of this 5538-nucleotide messenger RNA. It is a transcript of the gene TXNRD3, whose product is annotated as thioredoxin reductase 3. NCBI's taxonomy places the organism in Eukaryota, Metazoa, Chordata, Mammalia, Pholidota, Manidae. The transcript has 15 exons. The record is from RefSeq and is a predicted model, not a curated record. Gene Ontology annotation, molecular function: glutathione-disulfide reductase (NADPH) activity; thioredoxin-disulfide reductase (NADPH) activity; flavin adenine dinucleotide binding. Gene Ontology annotation, cellular component: mitochondrion; cytosol. Bases 160 to 1785 code for a protein of 541 amino acids. Gene Ontology annotation, biological process: cellular response to oxidative stress; glutathione metabolic process; cell redox homeostasis.